UUACAGAUGGGGCCUGAGUGGGCUUGGUCGGACUCUGAAGAAGAACAUCCCACUGACUCUGAGUUGAGCCACGACUGCAGGUCGCUCUUCAGCUCAUGGGACUCCAGUCUGGACCUUGAUGUGGGCGGCUGGAGGGAAACUGAGGCGCCAGGGUCUGAGGAACUAGAGGAAAGCAGCCCAGGGGAAGAACGUAGUGAGCUGCUUGUGGGGGACGGAGGCAGUGAGGACUCUCAGGACGAGGCAGAGCAAGUCAGUCGCCAGAACUUCCUCCACUUUCUGUCUGAGGUAGCUUACUUAAUGGAGCCAUUGUGCAUUGGCAGCAGAGAAUCAAGUGAGAGCUCCUGCCCUUCAUCCGGUAGAAGACCACAGGAGGGAAGGGAAGUUGAAACUACUGAAGGAGAAGGGGAGCCCUGCAAAGAGCCCGAAGAGCGAUCAGCCGAGGCAGAGCCCUUGGUAGUUGAGGCGUCACUGGGAGAAGAUGGAAGGCCAGAGGUGGGUCCAGUUCCCUCAGGUAUUUGUACAGCUCCGGGACUCACAGAGAGAGAAGAGGGGGAGGUUGAGCAAGAAUGCAAAGAGGAGGACCGGGGCGAAGGGCACGUGUCGGAGAUGGAAGACUGGCCCUCCCCGGGGGAGUGCGAUGAAGCCCUCAGCGCGCAGGGGAUACCCCUGCUGGGCAUCCUUCUCAGCUGUGCUGCCUCCUCAGCGUUGUCUGAUCUAGGCCAGAGUGACCCUGUUCAGGAUCACUUGCUAUUCAAGAAGACUCUCCUGCCAGUCUGGAAGAUGAUUGCCAGUCACCGGUUCAGCAGUCCAUUUCUGAAGCCUGUAUCAGAAAGGCAGGCCCCAGGAUACAAGGAUGUGGUGAAAAGACCCAUGGACUUAACUAGCCUGAAAAGGAAUCUGUCGAAGGGACGGAUUCGUACCGUGGCUCAAUUCCAGCGGGACCUGAUGCUAAUGUUCCAGAAUGCUUUGAUGUACAACGACUCUGAUCACCACAUAUACCAGAUGGCUGUGGAGAUGCAGCGAGAAGUCUUGGAGCAGAUUCAGGGGCUGAAUAUUUGGUCAAACAAAGGAAGAGACUUAAAUAGUCUAGACUGAGCACCAGUCAACCCGUGGAUGAUGGAAAACCUAUUUUCUUAACCUAGAGCUGCUACCUUGACUUUUUCUGGAAUUUGGGCCUCUCAUUCAGACUCUGACCCAGAGAAGAUCCCCGUACCUGUUUACCACUUCUCUGUUGUCUUUUCUUGUAAGAAUAAUGCCUUAACUCACAACCAAGGAGUCAAAGGUGCCUGUGAACAUAAUAUAAAGAAAACAGGGGAAAGCUGUGAUUUGGAGUUAUUCCAUAAAUGUUGCCAAUAUUUUUGUUGCAUAGGCUAAAUUUAGCGGUAACUGGGUUAUACCUCUUAUUACUGCUCUAUAAAUAAAGGCUAUUUCACAAGUCAAAGGUUGCUU
Messenger RNA from Manis javanica (Malayan pangolin), 1449 nucleotides. Lineage: Eukaryota; Metazoa; Chordata; Mammalia; Pholidota; Manidae. The record is from RefSeq and is a predicted model, not a curated record.